Messenger RNA from Didymodactylos carnosus, 495 nucleotides. The record is from the annotation of a GenBank genome assembly. NCBI's taxonomy places the organism in Eukaryota, Metazoa, Rotifera, Eurotatoria, Philodinida, Philodinidae.
AUGAAAGCGGAUAAAUCGUUUAUGGGUGAUAAUUUAACUGAAGAAAAAGUUCAAGAACAUUUUGACGAUACGUUCGAAGAAUUAUUUAUAGAAUUGGAAAAAAAAUAUGGUGAAAUCGAAGAAAUGAAUAUUUGUGAUAAUUUGAGCGAACAUUUGGCUGGUAAUUGUUAUGUUAAAUUUCGUUUUGAAGAAGAUGCGGAAAAGGCUGUUGGUGAUUUAAAUGAUCGUUGGUUUGAUGGACGGGCAAUUUAUGCCGAAUUAUCACCAGUAACAGAUUUUCAUGAAGCAUGUUGUCGGCAGUACCAGAUGGGCGAUUGUCCUCGAGGUGGAUUUUGUAAUUUUAUGCAUUUAAAACCAAUAUCAAAAGACUUAAGAAAGCGUCUCUAUCAACGUCGUCAAAAAAAAGCCGGCGGUGGUAAUGCUUUAACGCCACCACAUGAAAGGAAUUCACGUUCAAGAAGUCAUGAGAGAGAUAAUCGUGGUCGACGUCGUUAA